AUGGUCCCGAUAUCGACUACUCCCUGGAGCGGCCACGACGACGAUCGAGGUCCUGCUCAGAAGGAGCAGCAAGAAGGCGCAACCAUGGCGGCGGCGGGAGGCAGCAGGGUGGAUGCCGCGCUGGUCUCUAGAGGAGCGCUCCGGAGCGGCUAUCUCUGGAAGCUGGGGGCCAACGUGCCCAAGUGGAAGCGGCGCUUCUUCGUGCUCAAGCCCAUCACGAUGCUCUUCUACUACAUGUCCGAGCACGAUACCGAGCCUCGCGGGUGCAUCGACCUCGACCUCUUUGACGCCGUGCGAGAGGUGCGAAAAGACUCCGGUGGUUACUCCGCAACGACAGCCGCCGCGGACACCAACAACACUAGCGGUGGCAGCGGCAAGAGGGGGGCCACGAGCACGGCAUUCGAGCUGUACCGCUCCGGCUGCCCGGACGGCAGCGGGUUCAUGCUGGAGGCGAGGGGCGGCGAGGACUGGGAGCAAUGGGUGGAGUCCAUCGCGAACGGCAGGCACGGAAAGCUGCAAGCCGAGAUGGACGUGAUGAGAGGCGCCAACAAGCUCCUGCUGGAGGAGAUCAGCGGCCUGGAGCAGCAGGUCGCCACCUUCCGCGGGUAUGCGGACCAGCGGCACGUGACCGUCCUCGCUCUGCGGGAUGAGCGGCACCGCAGCCGCGAGGUGGCGGCCGAGCUCGCCGCGCUCGGCGACACCGCCUCCGCCCUGUCGCACCUCAUCGCCGAGGGCCUCAAGGGCGGCGACGGGAAGCAAAGCGGCGGCGGCGGCGGCGAGGAGGAGGAGGAGGAAGGCGCCCAUGCGCUGGCGGCGGCCGGAGAGUCGCCACCGUCCAUGGCCUGGAGGUCCAGCGGCAGCGGGGACCUGGACACCGCGCGAUCGCGGUCGCCGUCGGCCCCGCGAGACGAGUUGUCGACGGCCGUUUCUCGAGACAGCGGCGGCGGCGGCGGCGGCGGCGGCGAUGGCGGUCGGCCCCGGCAGGAGCAACUCACCGAGCAGGGAGCCGACGAGCGGCUGUCCCUCGAGGCCGUCAGGAGAGCGUUGGGGGAGGCCCGCGCGGAGCUCGGCCGCAGGGGGCGGGCCCUGGAGCGGGAGGCGGACAGGAGGCGGGAGGUGGAGGGGGAGGCGCGGCUCGCCGAGAGGCUGGUGAGGGCGGCGGAAGAGCGGGCGGUUGGCGCGGAGGCGGCGACGGCCCGGGCGAGCGGGAGGGUGAGCGUGCUGGACCGGAGCAUGGAGUACCUGAAGACGCAGCUGCGGGCGCUGAGAGCCGAGCUCUGCCAGGCGCGGCACAAGAACCAGCUGGUCCGGGCGCAAAAGGCCGUCCUCAAGAAGGAGCGGCGAGCCGGGGGAGGCGGGGGGGCUUGGCGUUCCCGUGCCCGCACGUGGGCGUCGAUGGGUGACCUGGCGGAAGCCGACGUUGCCCCUGACGUUACCGGCGGCGGCGGCGGCGGCGUUGAUGGGACCGCAGGCGGGAGCAAAGGAGCGGGUGUGCGGUGGGCCAGCAGGCGGCGCUCUUCGACGUCGGAGUGUUCGACGGCGGACGUUUCGACGGUGGCGAUAGAGGAUGACGACGGGGGAAGGAUUGGCGGCGGCAGCCAGCGCCGCCGAGGGAGCAUGCGGUCGUGCUUGUCUCGGGACAGCCUGGCGGCGGCGUCGGACGGCGGGGACACCGACCUGGCGGAUAGGACUUGUUCGGAGGCCUCCGAUCUGGAAGAGAACCAAGAAAACAUCGUCUUCCACAGCAACAUCAGCAGCCAGUUCCGGGAGGGCGUGUGUCGUACCAUCCGCAAGCGGGUCGGGCCCCCGCGAGUGCCGUCCCUGCCGCCGUCACGCCACCGACGAACCCUUGCCGCGGUAAAGAACCUCAACUCGUUCCACGACGCAACGGCGCUGGCGGCGACACAGCUGCAGCAGCAGCAACAACAGUCCGAAGAGGCGUUUGGCAGCGGCGGCGGCGGCGGCGGCGAUGACCACGGCGUGGGUGGGUUUUUCGCGGAAGCAAGCGGCGGCGGCGACGGCGGCGGCAACGGGGCUUCUUCUGCAGCGCCGGCGGUGGCCGGGCUAGCGGUGGCCGGCAAGUUCCUCGGGCUCAACAAGGGCAUGGUGGACAAGGCCGCGCAGGAGAUGGGCAAGAAGCUCGCGCUUUGGCCGGGGGCGGCGGGGAUGGGCGGGGCGGCGAUGACGAGCGUAUGCUCGCUGGGUUCCCUCGCGGCGGGCGCGAUAACCGGCGUGACCAGCAACAGCAACAGCAACGCCGCCGCCGGCGGAGCCGGCAACUACCACCCGCACACCCCCUUGGGGUCGCCCCGGUCGGCUUCAGCGAGCGUUUCCGCCGCGCUAACCGACUCGCCGGUGCGAUGGGACCCGUCCUCGCAGCACGGGUCCACGGUGUCGACCGACCUGGGUCUCGGAGAGAUAUCCGGGGCGGAGUGGGAGGCCUGCGUGAACCGCGGUAGGCAGUCGCUGGACGCCAAGGCGGCGGCGGCGGCGGCGGGUGGUGGCGGGGUAGGCGCGGUGGCGGCGAGCGCCCUCUCUGCCGCCGUCGGGGGCGGGCUCAAGAGGGUGAGCUCGUCCCGCACCGCGCUCAUCCAGCUGUCGGACCUCGAGCUUGCCGAGCCGUGCGGGAGACGAAUCGGCGGAGGUGGCGGCGGCGGUGGUGGCGGCGACGAGACGGGAAGCAGCAGGCCGAGGUCGUCGGCCACGCCGCCGUCGUCGCUUUCGUUGGCAGCGGCAGCGGCACCAACCCCGUCCUCCUCCAGCAAGCGGCGGCUGUCGUCGGUCCUUCCCCCGCGGCCGGACGACGAGUACGAGCUCCUCUUCACGACCAGGGUCAUCGGCCUCCAGUUCCGGGAGCUCCUCGACGGCACCGGCGUCUGUGUCGCCGGCUCCGAGGGCUACGUGGGGCCGGCCCCGACUACCGGAGUCCCCGGCGAGCGGCUGUGCCCGGACACCGGGGACGUCCUCGAGUCCUACAACGGCGUCUCGGCCCGCGGGAAGCCGGCGGACGUCGUGGCGCGAGAGCUCGCGCAGUGCGGGCGGCCCCUCCGCCUGGGGUUCCGGUCUACCCGCGCGGAAGAAGGGCUCCUAGCGGAAGAGGAGGAGGGGGAGAUGGAGCCCGCGUGGGUGGGGGGUUCUCGGCCGCGGGCCCCCCUCCUCGAGGAGGGGAGCGGCAGCGGCGGCGGCGGCACGUGGGGGGGCGGGGCGGCGGCGGUUAGUAGUAGUGCUUCGUCGUGCAGGGAUGAAGCUUUCGCCGGGCCCUCGCAACACCCGUGGGCGGUGUCGUCGUAGAGCGCAACACGUUGUUGUUGCUGUGAGCUUUUUUUUUUUCGGGGGGGGGGGGGAGGGCAUGCCGGGAGGGAGAGGUAAUGGUUAAUGAUGUGGGAGGUCCAAGGUCCCAAACGUUGCUGCUCCACGAGCAGCGUGAGGGACGCGAUCUCGAGAAGCGCGGCGCCGCCGGUGUGUUUUGUGUGUUUCCGUGUAUCUUUCAUGCAUGAUGUUGCGGUAUCCAUAGAAUAUAAUGUCACGCAAGGAGGGGCGUAUCUUGGUGCAAGAAACUGAGGACACUGCUGCUGUUGUUCGGGGAACGAAGAGGUGGGGCCGCUUUUUGGCGCGCGAUGCCGCCCCUCCUCGGCGACAAGAACGACAUGUUCUGUUGUCGUUCGCCAUGGUUGCAUGAUGCCCGCGGGGCUUUCGUGUGGACGCAGCAGCAGCUGAGCCGCGGGCAUGUCGCUCGAAGAGGGAUUUUGUUGUGUCAUGUCUGAAAACCUGCUUGUCUGUAGCGGUUCACGAGCUUUUGAAAGGAGUUACUGGAUGUUGGAGGGCUGGACUUUAGUUUGCAAGAGUGUGUUAAGCGCCACAUCAAACAUACAUGUGACGGACGCUGUGUGUCUGCGUGAACCGGUUGACUCGUAGGCUUUUUUGUCAGUCCCCCUUUCUACCGUUGUACGCAAGAGAAUGAAUGCAUGGCCUCUUCUCUAAAUCGAUGCUGUUUUUUGUAGUGCUGUGUACUUGUGAGGUUUGCA
Messenger RNA from Ectocarpus siliculosus, 4025 nucleotides. The record is from the annotation of a GenBank genome assembly. Lineage: Eukaryota; Phaeophyceae; Ectocarpales; Ectocarpaceae.